AUAUCUUCAUACAUUCACAGCUUCUACCACUAGCUUCACCCCCGAACCUACAGCGAGGUCCUCGAAACAUUCACAGCUGUCUAAAAGACGUCCUCUGUCCAGACCAGACGAGGAUAAUUCAAUUGUCCACCGCCUCGUAUCCUUCCUUGCUGCCCUCGCCAUCAGAUUUUCUCCCUCCAGAUGGCAGCUCCCCCCUCCGCCUACAAGGACAGGCAGUUCCUAGCUGUUAUUGGAGACGAAGAUUCUGUCACAGGCCUUCUCUUGGCCGGUAUUGGCCAUGUUACGCCUCCGCCUGACUCUCAAAAGAACUUCUUGGUUGUCGAUACCAAAACGAGCAAUGAAGCCAUCGAAGAAGCUUUCGAACGAUUCACAACGGAAAGGAAGGAUAUUGGGAUUCUGUUGAUCAACCAACAUAUUGCCGAUCGAAUACGCCAUCGAGUCGACACAUAUACUGCCGCUUUUCCAUCUCUAUUAGAGAUUCCCAGCAAAGACCACCCUUACGACCCGGAGAAAGACAGUGUCCUGAGGAGAGUACGAAGGCUCUUUGGGGAGUAAAUGGGGUAAACACUAUGUUCAUACUUUCCAGUAUUCUAAGGAAUUAAACAUAAGCUAAGGAUUGGGGGAAGCGGCACUGUUGAUACCUUGGCUUGAUUAUCGGGUUAUCCUGCCAUAGGUAGUUCGGCGUCUUUGCUCAGAUUGUAGACUAAUACAUCUUCAUUCAGAAGAAAGUCAUCCAGAGUCACUCAAGUUCACUGUUAAUCGUCUG
Molecule: messenger RNA, 766 nt
Organism: Mollisia scopiformis
Lineage: Eukaryota; Fungi; Ascomycota; Leotiomycetes; Helotiales; Mollisiaceae
Product: V-type proton ATPase subunit F
Exons: 4
Coding region: 181-555 (124 amino acids)
Biological process (GO): proton transmembrane transport
Cellular component (GO): proton-transporting V-type ATPase, V1 domain; fungal-type vacuole membrane
Molecular function (GO): proton-transporting ATPase activity, rotational mechanism
Source: RefSeq, a predicted model, not a curated record